AGUUUAAGUUUGGUGUGUGGUUGAGUUUGGUGUGCAGUGAUAAGAUUUUUCAUGAUGGCCUGCUGUCCCUGGAGGAGGACUGAAUCACUUUUCAUUGGUCGGACUUGAAAGAGUCAUAACUGCGAGCACUUAAAUGGUGUAGGACUCAAGAUAAGGGUUGGAGAUGGAUAUUAAUUGCCUUCAAAGCAACGGCAAGGUCCGGAAGAGAGCGAAGCCAUCAUCGUGGAUGCGUCAGCGCAAGAGAAAGCUAUCAUGCGACCGUCUUCAGAGCUUCAAAUUCUUUUUGAUGCUCAGUAACUAGUUUGGAGAGCCUGAAAUUCUCUUUUAUACUCAGUGAUGUUAACUUAAUCUGUCACUAGAACGAUGGCUCAUUUUCAUUCCUGAGCUUCCGAAAGAGCUUAACAUUUUCGAGAUCCAACAUAAAUGGCUGAAGUAGCUUUGGUCGCCUUGCUAUAUCUGCUUCUGCUUUGCUAUGCGAAUGGGAUCAUUGCAUUAACAGAUGGAGAAAAUGCUGCUGCUCUGAGGGCACUCAAGUCAGAAUGGCAAAAUACACCUCCGAAUUGGAACGGUCCAGAUCCUUGCGGCACUAAUUGGGAAGGGGUUAUCUGCACCGACUCUAAAGUUACCUCACUGAGCCUCUCAACAAUGAAUCUUAAAGGAAGGCUGGCUAGCGAUAUCGGUUGCUUAAGUGACCUCCGAUCACUAGACUUAUCCUACAACAAAGAGUUGACUGGACCGAUUCCAAAUUCCAUCGGCCAAUUGCUUCACCUGGAUACCUUGAUCAUGAUCGGCUGUGCCUUUACGGGAUCCAUCCCAGACGAGUUGGGCAGCUUGCUCAAUUUGACUUUUCUAGCUUUAAACUCAAAUAAAUUGAGUGGGGAAAUACCGGCGUCGAUUGGAAAUCUUAAUCAACUUUACUGGUUAGACAUCGCAGACAAUCAGAUUGGGGGGUCGCUUCCCGUGUCCACAGCUACUUCUCCCGGCUUAGACAAACUCACAGCAGCCAAACAUUUUCACUUUAAUAAAAAUCAUUUAGUGGGACAAAUACCGCCUGAAAUUUUCAACGAGGACAUGAAGCUGAUUCACGUACUGUUGGACAGCAAUCGUUUGACAGGCAAUAUCCCUGAGACUCUGGGUUUGGUCUCGACUUUGGAGGUUUUGAGGCUUGAUCGAAACUCUUUAGAAGGUUCUGUUCCACUGCUGACAAGUCUGACAAAAAUCAAUGAAUUGCAUCUCUCCAACAAUAAAUUGGAAGGUUCCCUGCCAGACUUAUUCGCUAUGAGGCACAGCCUAAAUUAUGUAGACCUCAGUAACAAUUCAUUUACAUAUUCAGUAGCUCCGGCUUGGCUGGCGAAAUUAGAAUCAUUGACAACGCUAGUGGUGGAAAACGGGGGAUUGGAAGGGCAAGUUCCCCCUGAUCUUUUUGGCUUGCCUCAACUUCAGACAGUAAGACUUCGACACAACUCUUUCAACAAUACUCUCAAGAUGGAUACCGAGAUAGGCCCUCAGCUUCAAUAUGUGGAUUUUGAGUACAAUGAGAUCCAAAAUGUCGCCGUGGGAGAAAAUUACAAUAGAAUUCUGUUGCUGUUGGGGAACCCAGCUUGUGAGGCGGGUAGUUUCUUGUCAAGCAAUAAAAUAUGCAAACCCGCGCCAACUGAUGCUUCAUACAAGACUUCUUUAUCCAAGUGUGGCACAAAAUCAUGCCACGGUCAUGAUCAGAAACUCAACCCUGCCACUUGUGCAUGUCAAGUGCCAUUAACGGGUGAAUUAAUUUUCAGGUCGCCAUCGUUCUCAGACUUAUCAAAUGCAUCAAGGUUCCAGCAGCUAGAGGCUUCGAUAUGGCGCAAUCUCAGCCUUCCUGCAGGUUAUGUCUUCAUUUGCUGCCUUCGUUUUGAUGAAAACAAUUAUCUCAACAUGCAAUUGCAAAUUUUCCCACCAGACGGAAAACACUUCAAGCGAACAGACAUUCAGCGGAUUGGUUUUGCUCUAAGCAAGCAAACAUACAAACCGCCUCAUGAAUUUGGGCCCUUCUUCUUUAUAGCCGAUACAUACAUUUUUCCUGGGGAGGGAAAUCUGAACAGCUUAAGUUUAGGCGCAAUUGUGGGCAUAGCAGUUGCAAGUGCACUCGUGAUCUUAUUAAUUUUUGGUGUGACCAUUUAUGCCUUGAAGCAAAAGAGGAGAGCUGAAAAGGCACUUGAAUUCAGCAAACCCUUUGCUUCGUGGGGAGCAAGCGGUGGGGAAAGCGGAGCCCCGAAAUUGAAAGGCGCCAGAUGGUUCUCAUUUCAAGAGCUGAAAAUGGCGAGCAAUAAUUUUUCUGAGGCUAAUGUGAUUGGCUCAGGAGGCUAUGGAAAGGUGUACAAAGGAAUUUUGACUGCUCUAGGUGGAAGUGAAAUAGUGGCCAUCAAAAGAGCGCAGCAAGGUUCUAUGCAAGGUGGUACCGAAUUCAAGAAUGAGAUUGAGCUACUUUCUCGGGUUCAUCACAAGAACUUGGUGGGGCUCAUUGGUUUCUGCUUUGAGCAAGGAGAGCAGAUGCUUGUUUACGAGUACAUGUCAAAUGGCACACUCAGAGACAGUCUGUCAGGGAGAACUGGUAUUUAUAUAGAUUGGAGGAGGAGGGUUCGCAUUGCCCUAGGUUCAGCUAAGGGAUUGAGCUACCUUCACGAGCAUGCGAAUCCGCCCAUCAUACACAGAGACGUGAAAUCAACCAACAUCUUGUUGGAUGGAAACCUGACCGCCAAGGUAGCAGACUUUGGACUGUCGAAAUUAGUUGCGGAUGGAGGUAUCGAUGGAGGGGGCAAAGGCCAUGUCUCCACCCAAGUAAAAGGAACACUUGGGUAUCUGGAUCCAGAGUACUACAUGACACAGCAAUUGAGUGAAAAGAGCGACGUGUACAGUUUCGGUGUUGUGUUAAUGGAAAUCUUAACAGCACGGCAGCCGAUCGAGCGAGGAAAAUACAUAGUCCGUGAAGUGAAAGGCGCAUUAGAGACGGAAGGAAUGAAUGGUGUUAAGGAGCUGCUAGAUCCUCUGCUCAUCCAGCUUAGAGACUUGGAUGCCGAUUCUUAUGCCAGCCUUCCAGGCCUUGAAAGCUUUGUGAAUGUAGCAGUGCAAUGCGUGGAGGAAGCGGCUGCGGAUAGGCCGACCAUGAGUGAAGUGGUGAAGGAACUGGAAGCCAUUGUGGCCAGCGAUAAAGUUGGCUAUGGCCACGACAAUUCGUCAUCAUCAGUAGCAAGUGACGCUCAUCCUUAUGCGGCCCUGCUUAAAAAGGGAGGAGCGAGCAGAGGCGGAGGCUCCUUUGAUUACAGUGGUGGAUUCAGUGUGCCUUCCACCGUGGAGCCCAAGUGAAUUUCAAAUCAUUCUUUUUGUAAUCAUUCCUUAUCUGAUGUAUACUUAUCGGAGUCCCCACAAACAUUGAUUUCCCAAAACAAACAAGGAUGCCCUCUCGUAUGCCAUAUGUCACAGAAGAGCGCAAGUACAAUUGUAAUAUGUAACAUGUAUGUUUCAGUCGUCAAGAAGUUCCAAGAUCUUUUUCUUA
This is a messenger RNA of Cryptomeria japonica (Japanese cedar), 3532 nucleotides long. RefSeq names its product leucine-rich repeat receptor protein kinase HPCA1. The transcript is spliced from 19 exons. Gene Ontology annotation, molecular function: ATP binding; protein kinase activity; protein binding. Lineage: Eukaryota; Viridiplantae; Streptophyta; Pinopsida; Cupressales; Cupressaceae. The record is from RefSeq and is a predicted model, not a curated record. The coding region runs from base 424 to 3342 and encodes 972 amino acids. Gene Ontology annotation, biological process: protein phosphorylation.